GAGACGAUAUGAUACUAGUAGUUGCAGUGACACGUACACACUAGCUCCAAACCACAAACGAAAACAGGUCGAGGAAGAAAGGAUAGAAUCAAUCAAAAACCCUUUCCGCUCGCGACACCACGUCGUUGGAGAAGAGAAGAGGACUAUGCUUCUCAUUCAACCUCCUCUGGUUUCAUCCCGUUUUCAUUCCCUCUAUUUCAUCACUCGUCCCCACCACUCUUUCUUCCAACCGCCCAUUUCAGCCUUCUCUGCAACCGCCCCUUGUUCGCGAUCAUCAUCAUCUUCUACUCUGUUAUUCUCAAAACCUCAACGCAAAUCAAAUUUGUUUCGUUUCCAAAUCGCCGUCAAAUACAAACAAUCUGAUUCGGGUCCUUGUCAGAUAUGUAAAAAUUCAAUUGACCAAAUCGCGAUUCAGAUCAGGAAAACGUUAGAUUCUCUGAAGAAACCCGCAAUAGCCGCGGUUUUGCUUGGGCUGCUUUUGUUUUAUGAUCCUUAUUCGGCCUUGGCUGCGUCCGGUGGCAGAAUCGGCGGUAACUCCUUCUCAUCAAGAAGUUCUUCUUCCUCUUCGAGAACAUUGGAUCCGAGUACGAGGUACUCGGCUCCAUCAAGAAGUUCUUCUUCGUCUUCGAGAACAUUGGAUCCGAGUACGAGGUACUCGGCUCCGUACUAUGGGCCGUCUCCGUUCAGUGGAGGUCUCUAUGUUGGCCCUGCGGUUGGAUUUGGAUUCGGUGGGUUUUCGAGCUUCUCUCUGAUUCUGGUUGGUUUUGCAGCCUUUAUUGUGGUUUCUGGAUUCCUCUCAGACCGUUCACAGGGUUCCACUUUAACCGAUACUCAGAAAACUAGCGUCAUUAAACUACAGGUGGGCUUGCUGGGUUUGGGGAGGACACUACAGCAAGAUUUCAAUCGUCUUGCUGAAAAUGCUGAUACAUCCACAUCCGAGGGUCUCACCUAUGUUUUAACCGAGGCAACAUUAGCUUUGCUGAGGCACCCGGACUAUUGCAUCUCUUGUUAUUCAUCAGUUGAUGUGAGACGGAGUAUAGAAGAUGGAGAGAAACGAUUUAAUCAGCUCUCUAUUGAAGAACGGGGGAAAUUCGAUGAGGAGACGCUUGUUAACGUGAACAGCAUAAAGAGACAAAGCUCAAAGAUUCGGACAGCUAGCGGUUUCAGCAAUGAAUAUAUUGUGGUAACCAUCUUGGUAGCUGCAGAGGGCAUUCAUAAACUGCAGCCUAUAAAUGGAACUGCGGAUCUAAAGGAAGCCUUACAAAAAAUUGGGUCGAUACCUAGAAACAAAAUCAUGGCAGUUGAAGUACUGUGGACACCGCAGAAUGAGAAGGACACUUUGUCAGAAAGGGAGCUACUUGAAGAUUACCCACUCUUGAGGCCUUUGUAAAUUUGACUCUCAUAAACGAACCCUCUGUACUUGGUAUGGAUUUGGAGAAUUUAUCUUACAUAUGUACUUGCCACCUUGUAAGAUUCGUCUGCUCAAAUUAAUUAUAUUAAUAAAAAUUAAUAUUGAUUUUAACUA
Molecule: messenger RNA, 1525 nt
Organism: Raphanus sativus (radish)
Lineage: Eukaryota; Viridiplantae; Streptophyta; Magnoliopsida; Brassicales; Brassicaceae
Exons: 6
Coding region: 146-1390 (414 amino acids)
Cellular component (GO): chloroplast
Source: RefSeq, a predicted model, not a curated record